CAAUAGUGUUCCAGAUAGUAAUAAUGGAUCGGGACCCAUGUAGACACUGAGAAAAAUAAAGUAUGACAAUGUUUGGAAGGGGGUUUAAACUUACUGACACUGUCAGUAUGCUUUCACAAACAAGUGUUGUUAAUGUGAUUUGACCUUUGAAAUUGCUAGAUAACUGUUUCUCAACAGAAACCUUCGACAGCCAAAGAUGCUUACUCGGAGGUAACGAUACAGCGAAUCAUCGGUCUCAUAACCUGGUCUUGAGAUAUCGGUAAUCCCCGAGCCAACAGAAAUCCUGUAACGAUAAAAGCAGUGAUUGAGGACAGUGCAAGAGAGAGAAAAAACAUGUCGUGCUCCAGCGAAUUGUCACGAUCCCAGGAAUAUCUCAGUUUUCGUAGUUCUAUCCCACUCAGGAAAAUCGUCGUCGAUGCUGACGGCACUAAGGGAUGGAAGGUAUACGACUCCAGUCCAAAAACUAUUAAGUGCCCCCUCAUAUGUCUUCCACCGGUCAGCGGAACAGCAGAUGUGUUCUUUAAACAAAUCUUAGGCUUGGCAGCCAAAGGAUAUAGAAUUAUAUCGGCCGAACCACCGGUAUACUGGAACGUUAAAGAGUGGUGUGAUGGAUUCAGGAAACUCCUGGAUUACAUGGAACUCGAUAAGGUUCAUCUAUUCGGCGCUUCAUUAGGUGGAUUCCUGGCUCAAAAGUUUACCGAGGUGAACGCUCAUUGUCCUCGAGUGGUAUCACUGGUACUCUGUAAUACGUUCACGGACACGUCGGUUUUCAGUUACAACGAUUCGGCGGCAGUGUUUUGGAUCCUACCAUCGUUGGUAUUGAAAAAAAUGCUAAUGGGGAACUUCGUGACGGAGAAGGUCGAUGGAGAAAUCGUGGAAGCUAUAGAUUUCAUGGUUGAAAGGCUGGAAAGUUUAACGCAACCCGAAUUGGCGUCUCGAUUAACGAUGAAUUGCGUUAAUUGUUACGUGCAACCGCAAAAAAUAUGCCACCUGCCUAUUACAAUUCUCGAUGUUUUCGACGAAUACGCGUUAUCUAAUUCGGUGAGAGAGGAGAUGUACAAGUGUUACCCCAAUGCUAAACUGGCACAUCUGAAGAGUGGUGGAAAUUUCCCAUACUUGAGUCGAUCGGCUGAAGUAAAUUUACAUUUACAGAUUCACUUGAGACAAUUCGAAGGAACCGAGUACGCUGCCUCAGAGAGGACAAAAUUAUAGCGAGCUAGCUAAGGAUAGUAAACAAAUUCGAAGUUGUCAUAUCAAGACAUAUUCCACGUAUGCGUGUUCCUAUACUUGUACCCUGAAUACCGGCCGGCCAGAUUUUCACAGUGUAUCAGUUACGUAAUACGUAUUAAUACUUAUGAUAGCAAUCUCAAAACCUUCUACAAAUAUACCCAACAUAUCAAAUAUGCUGAAAUUUUUAAUAAUGUACAUAGUAUUAAGCUGAUGGUACAUUGAAACUCAUUGUAUACUAAGAAAACUGAAUAAGAAAAGAAAAAUAUUCGUUCGUUGUUAAUCAAUGUCGAUGGAUUAUUCAGUGUUUACCUCGAUCUGUGUAAUACUUGAUCGAAAUAAAUAUAAUUUUGUAA
Molecule: messenger RNA, 1583 nt
Organism: Osmia lignaria (orchard mason bee)
Lineage: Eukaryota; Metazoa; Arthropoda; Insecta; Hymenoptera; Megachilidae
Product: maspardin
Source: RefSeq, a predicted model, not a curated record